Prunus armeniaca (apricot) is the source of this 798-nucleotide messenger RNA. Lineage: Eukaryota; Viridiplantae; Streptophyta; Magnoliopsida; Rosales; Rosaceae. The record is from the annotation of a GenBank genome assembly.
AUGAAGGAAGCAGAAGCAGAGAUGAAUAUCAUCAGCAUGUUGCCUGCAGAGUGUAUCUCCCACAUCGUUUCCUGCACAACCCCUCAGGACGCGUGCAGAUCAUCGCUGGUCUCUCAUCUCUUUCGAAUUGCUGCGGAUUCUGAUAUUGUGUGGGAGAGAUUUCUGCCCCAAGGUUAUAAGGAAAUCAUUUCCAGUUCUUUAAACUCCUUGUCCAAGAAGGAUCUCUACUUUCAUCUUUGCAAUCACCCCAUCAUCAUAGGAAAUGGUAACAUGAGCAUGGCACUAGAAAAGAAGAGUGGCAAAAAAUGUUAUAUGGUAGGGGCAAGAGAGCUUACAGUUAUAUGGGGAGAUACACCCCCAUAUUGGCAAUGGAUAUCUCUACCAGAGUCUAGGUUUUCCGAAGUGGCUGAGCUCAAUUAUGUAUGGUGGCUUGACAUCAAGGGAUACGUAGAGACUAAAAACUUGUCCCCAAGAACAACCUAUGCAGCUUAUUUUGUCUAUCAGCUCUCAUCACAAGACAAUCCAGAGACUGCAGCAACUCCUGUUACGUUGCGUGUCGCUUAUGAACAUAGCGCAGUUGCGGUUGAGCAUAGUGUGAUCCUAGACCCUGUAAAUUAUGAAGAUACAGCUCCUCCGCAUGCUCGAUACAGAGGCGAUAGGUGGUUUGAGAUUGAGAUGGGUGAGUUUGUCACCGAAGAAGAUAAUGCUACUGUAGUGUGUAGUCUAAUGGAAACUAGUAAUUACAACUGGAAGAGCGGCCUCAUUGUGGAAGGCAUUGAGCUUAGGCCCAAAGAGUGA